This is a messenger RNA of Plectropomus leopardus (leopard coralgrouper), 1285 nucleotides long. The record is from RefSeq and is a predicted model, not a curated record. Lineage: Eukaryota; Metazoa; Chordata; Actinopteri; Perciformes; Serranidae.
GGGAAGAUGAGGGUGAAAAUCUUCAGCUGCCUGCUGGCCUUUAUUCUGGGCUGUAAUUUCACUGCAGCAAUAAUAAACAGAAUAACUACGGAAGAUGGCCAUGUUUUUCUGAAUUGUCCUGAUUCUGUGACGGGUAAAGUGACGUGGAGCAGAGAGAGUCGUGGAAACAGAAUUGACGUUAUGACAACUGAUGGUCACGAAGACAUAAAACACAUUCACGACCCAAACAAAAGAUUCAGAUCGUUUGGAAAAAAGAUACUCGGCAUUUUGAGAGCUACCAUCUCAGAUGCUGGAUUAUACUUCUGUAACAGUGAACCAGCCAUGGAGCUGACGGUGAUCCCAUCAGGAAGCAACAAGAUACAAACAACAGCAGCAGCAGCAACUGAACCAUCAACAGCUGUGACAGAAACAGCGUCUCUUUAUCUGUGGCAGAUGUGGGUUCGUACGGUGAUCGUAAUUCUCUAUUUAAUCACCAUGAUCAGCAUCACUGUCAACUUCUGGAGGAAAGCUCGACGAAUAGCAGCGACACACAGCAGAAACAGAAAAUGAUCUGUGAUCCUUCGUCAUGCAGAAACAAGAGCGAUAAAAACUCAACUGUCAUCAGCAUAUGUCAUCAUUCGAUCCAAAAGGAAACAGUCAUUCUGCCUGCUGAGACGCCUACUACUGUUACUACUUCUGUGUAUCAGAGUUUAUUUCAGCAAACUAUCAAAUUUCAACAAAAUAUCAAACCAAUCAGCACACUCUUAGAACAAGAUAGUGAAUUUAUAUUUAUAUAUUUGUUUUUUUUGAUUGUUUGUUUUAUACUGAAAUGCUUGUUUUCAGCUUCCUGGUGUGUGUCAUAGAAACUAGUUUCCUCGGUGUGUUUCUCUCCUGACGUACUGCCUGUCACCAGCAUUUGUUGCGUUGCUGCUAGGUUGUGAGCAGCUUGUCGUCUUCCAAUUAAAACAUGUCAGUAAAUACCCCAGUGUGAUUUUUGAAGCUUUUAUGCAUCUUUAUAAACGGGGUUGCUGACAAGUGGCUUAAUGUGAUAAAACUAUUUAAAAUAGCGCUGAAAUAUUGUUGAUGUCACUAGGAUCUGCAUGUUCAGGAUGGUGCAAAAAAUAACCAUUACAUACAAAAAUGCCUACACUACUCCUCCAAAAAUUAAUCUGAUCACAAAAGGUGUUGUUGGUAAAAAACAAUGAAAAAAAAAUGCAUGCACUGAACUUAAAUGUUCACAUAAAAAAAACUUUCAGUGCUCAUCGACCACACAGAGACACUGAUGGGUGUUGCAGAUGUGUUUUCA